This is a messenger RNA of Chenopodium quinoa (quinoa), 1416 nucleotides long. RefSeq lists its product as uncharacterized. NCBI's taxonomy places the organism in Eukaryota, Viridiplantae, Streptophyta, Magnoliopsida, Caryophyllales, Amaranthaceae. Gene Ontology annotation, molecular function: aspartic-type endopeptidase activity. The transcript is spliced from 4 exons. Gene Ontology annotation, biological process: proteolysis. The record is from RefSeq and is a predicted model, not a curated record. The coding region runs from base 1 to 1416 and encodes 471 amino acids.
AUGGCAGGGGGAAGAAGUUCAGGUAGUGGUGGAAACGAUUUGAAUGAAGUAGUGAGGCAAUUGGCAGUAGUUGCCCAACAACUGGCAAGUAAUUCAACUGGUAAUGGGGAUGCUCAAGGGGAGCUCUUUAAAAAGGUGGCGCAAAGCAAGCCACCAACCUAUCAGGGCGAGCCUGACCCUGUUGUGUUGGAAAACUGGUUAAGGGAAUUUGAGAAACUAUUUGGAGCUAUGGGAUGCCCUAAAACUCAAAAGAUGGACAAGAUGACAGUUACGGAAUACUACACCAAGUUUAUUGAAUUAUCCCGUUUUGCUGAAGGGUCUGUCUCUACGGAGAAAGCAAAAGCUAGGAAGUUUGAGAGUGGGUUAACUACUGAUUUGCAGUUAAAGCUGUGCAGGGAGGUAUUUGAGACCCUAAAUGAAGUAUAUGGAAGGGCCGCACACCUUUAUGCUCUGGAAGAAAAGAAGAAGAAAGAGUUAGCUGAAAUAGAAGGAAGAGAGAAUAGGAAGGAAGUGGGACAAGUUUCUGGAAACCAACAGGGAAACCAAAAUGCUUUUAAGAAACAGAAGUGCAAGAAUAACUACCCUGGAUUACUUGUUGUUUGUCGUGAGGGCAAUGCGGUCACUUGUCGUUUUUGUAAUAAGCUCGGGCAUAGAGAAUAUGAGUGUUUCUCCAAGAAUAGUAAUGGGAACAGGAAAAACAAUAAUAAUUCAGGGGUAAACCAAAGGAAUUUCCAACAGAACAACAACAACUUUGCUGGGAACAAGGGAGUGCAACAAAAUGGGGCAAGGAACAUUAACACUACCAGUGGGAAUAACCAGCAGAAGAUUGGAACUGCAGGGAAACUGAAUUUUCUGAGUAAGCAUGAGGUGGAUGCCACGAAAGAUGUUAUCACUGGUACUUUUUCUAUUAACUCUAUUCCUGUUAAAGUAUUGUUUGAUUCUGGUGCAACUUUUUCUUUUAUUUCUAAGGCUGUUGUUGCAAAACUUAAAGACUGCUUAAAGACAGUAGAGGUAGUAGAUUUACCAAUAACCAUUCCGACAGGUGGGAUAGUAAAUUGUACCACAACUUUUAGAAAUGUGCCUUUAGAAAUAGAGGGAAAGAUAUUUUCGUCUGAACUUAUUGAGUUCGGGCUAAGCGACUUUGACCUUAUUUUGGGGAUGGACUGGCUGAGUAAUUAUAAUGCUGAGAUUAGUUGUAGAUCACAGAAAGUGAAGAUGGUCACAAGUGGAAAUGAAUCAGUGACUUACUGGAUGAAUGGUAAAACCAAGUAUCCAAGGGUAAUAUCAGUGCUAAAAUUAGCAAAGUACAUGGAGAAGGAACAUCCAGUAUAUUUCUGCAGUGUUAAGGAUAUGAACCAUGAACAAGUGACAAAUCCAGAAAAUAUAGAAGUGGUCAACGAAUUUCUGGAUAUUUAG